This is a messenger RNA of Euleptes europaea (tarantolino), 957 nucleotides long. Its product is annotated as olfactory receptor 14A16-like. Gene Ontology annotation, biological process: G protein-coupled receptor signaling pathway. Gene Ontology annotation, cellular component: membrane. The transcript has a single exon. The coding region runs from base 1 to 957 and encodes 318 amino acids. NCBI's taxonomy places the organism in Eukaryota, Metazoa, Chordata, Lepidosauria, Squamata, Sphaerodactylidae. The record is from RefSeq and is a predicted model, not a curated record. Gene Ontology annotation, molecular function: G protein-coupled receptor activity; olfactory receptor activity.
AUGUCAAACUCAAGCAUGGUUACGACUUUUCUUCUUCUGGGUUUCUCUGAUACAUGGGAGCAAAAUGUAUUGUACUUCAUUCUUUUAUUAGUGGUUUACUUGGCAGUUCUGACAGCAAACUUCCUCAUCAUUUCAGCUGUUUCUCUGGACAAGCGGUUACACACUCCCAUGUACUUUUUCUUGGUGAAUUUAUCUGUCGUCGAUCUGGGAUCCAUAUCUGUCACCAUCCCAAAUGCCAUGAUUAAUUACCUCUUGAACACCUGGGAAAUUUCAUAUUCUGGAUGUGUUGCACAGGUGUAUUUCUUGCUCUUUUUCUUGACAUCGGACUUGUUCCUCCUCACAGGCAUGGCCUAUGAUAGAUAUGUCGCCAUCUGUGACCCGCUGCAUUAUGAGGCAGUGAUGGAUAGAAAAGUCUGCAUCAAGAUGGCAGCCAGCGCAUGGGUUGUUGGUCUUCUUUACUCAGGUUUACAUACCGGUUGUACUUUUGCCAUCACCUUCUGCUCCAAUGUCAUCAACCAGUUCUUCUGUGAAAUCCCACAGCUACUGAAAGUAUCCUGUGACAAUUUGUACCUCAUUGAAGUUGGAGUGGUUGUUUUCAGUGCGUUUAUGGUCUUCUCAUGUUUUGGUUUCAUAACUGUUUCAUACGUGCACAUUUUCAAGUCAGUGCUCAGAAUCCCCACCACACAGGGAAGGAACAAAGCUUUCUCAACAUGUGUACCCCACCUGAUUGUGGUCUCCUUGUUUAUCAGCACUGGAUGCUUUGCCUACAUGAAGUCCAACUCACAAUCCCCUUCAGAUCUGGAUUUGGUGGUUGCUGUCCUGUAUUCUGUCAUACCUCCACUGAUGCAUCCAAUUAUUUAUUCAAUGAGGAACAGAGACAUCAAAACUGCACUUUGGAAAAUGUUUCAGUGUGGCAUUUUUUCUGGAAGAAAAGCAAGGUUUCUCCCAUCAAUCUAA